Microbotryum saponariae is the source of this 1996-nucleotide messenger RNA. NCBI's taxonomy places the organism in Eukaryota, Fungi, Basidiomycota, Microbotryomycetes, Microbotryales, Microbotryaceae. The record is from the annotation of a GenBank genome assembly.
AUGAGCUUUCAAUACACAAUGAUGGACAGAAUACAGGAUCGACUGCAAUUGAUCAGUCGAGCGAGAAGCCAUCGUGUUACGAGGUCGACCCCGUAGCUUAGUCCCGGCGCCCGCGGCGACCAGGCCUCAGGGUCGUCCGAGGAAGACGGAGGAGGAGACGGAGGAGGCGGCCAUAGCCAAGUCCGAGAGAGCAGCACAGCAAGCUACCGAAAGAGAACUUGAUGAUGAACGUGCAAGACAACUCAAGGAAGCGGAGCGAGCUAGGCUAGAGGCCGAGCGAGCGCCUCAACGCCAACUCAUAUUAGACGAGCAGAUUCAGCGAAUGCAGGUCAGUUGUGAAAGCCCGAUUUGCGAUAUAGAUCAGUGGGAUCUGAGUGUCAAAACCUGUUAGGCAUGUGGCAUUGACGUCAGAAAUGAAACGUGCCGCAUCCUUCCAUACAGUUUCCCCCUGCAAAAGUGUACACUGUGAGCCGGGCUACACUCCCGUCGCCCGUAUCCCUUCUGACUAAUGCAUGUCCGUGGCUCCUAAUCUUAGACUCAAGCAACUCUCAACUUUGCACCGGCAAAAAACUUCACCCCAAACUCCGUUUCCAGAUGGCUCGUCUGCCAUACCUUCCGCAUCCGAUGCCUCAGUCUCGACCAACUCCACGUCGCGCUCGAUUCCGACGUCGGUCGGAUCGGCAUUGCCCGACAAUUCAGACUCUUUCAACAGUCUCGAAGGAGGCAUCCACCGGAACCUUCGCCAACGGUUUCCAAAGUCUGGUGUUUCUCCGUGCCAUGCCAAUGCGUGCUUGGCUGACUACGUGCUAGUGCACAAUCUCACGGUCAGUCCAACUCCACCAUCGCGAUUCGAAGAAGCGGCAACCACUCUCACCCAUUACCCCUUGUGUUCGCAGGUUGGGACGUUCAGUCGUACCGGAAAACCAUUCGUGGGGCACUACGACCUCUGGCACACUGUGGAAUUACAUCGUCUGAGGCGCAAGACCUCGGCAUUUCUCCCACGGCACUCAAUCACUGUGUCAGAUAUAGUCAACCCGCUGCUCUACACCACCAAAACAUUCGGCAUCGUACCUGUUGUUCAGUCGCCAACAGCGCAAAUGCGCUUUUUGAUCGAGCCCUAUCAUAUCGAGCGCGGGACUCUGCGUUUGGAGCCCGUCAAGUGGUCGCCAUGGAACUUGCUGCAAAACAAUACGCCGGCGAUACAGCAUAUGCAAAGCCGGCUGCCAACCGAUCGCAAGCUUCGCCACGACUGGCUAGCGGAACGUCAGGGUACUCGAUUCGCUGUAUUGCAUGUCCAUACACCCAGCGAACGAGCGCUAUACAGAUAUCUCGCAAGCAAGGUACGACUGGGAGCUCCUCAAUCUUCGGAUAUUCGAGAUUACCGAGCUUUGGAACAAGUAUGCCAACGGAAUAGACAUUUUUUACAAAGUAUGUCCCGUCUGUGUCACACUGAAUGGUGAUGUUGAGCUGAAGCGCAAUUCUCACACAGAUGCCAGAGCACAUCAAUACAUGGGCAUCGAGAUGGUCGUCGCUGGCAAAUGUUCAAGCCACAAUGAACAUGGUUGGGAACGACGUCAGAGUGAUUCAAGCUUUGCUUACCGACCCCUCCCGCGGUCGUGAUGUCAGCGUGCUAACGGCUGAGCCAUUACUCGGUCACAAACCGCCAGUCUUGGGGAGGCUUACGGAGGUAGAAGUCGAUGCCUCGGAUCCUCCAACGUCAUCUAUCCGCCCCUUAUUGCAACUGCCUCGAGCGACGCUGGUUCGAGCGCGGGCUUGGGCACGAGCAGCGCUUUGACGCGCGCGGGUACCACAAAAGGGGCAAGGCACUGUCGAUUCUGUGGCCAAACUACUUGUCGACGCAAGGGGUCAAAACUAAGCGAUGACGGAUCGAUGACUGGGUGUGACGGGGCGUGCUUGGACUGCGGGAAGCCUUUCGGGCUGACAGACGAGAUGGAUUCGAACGACUCACAAUCACGAAGGUUCUGUAGAGGACUGA